GAAGCAAGAAAGGAUGAUGUUGGUGGGAAAAACAAAGAAUAUAUAAAGAAAGAAAAAGAUAUCAAAAUAUGUGAGAAGAAGAAAAGUCUGCAAAAUCUAGAAAAAAGAGAGCGUGAUUCCAGCCAUUUUUGCUUUAAAAUUCUUCAAUCUCUUAAGGAUCAAGAUGGGUUUAUUUCAUUAAAGAAGCUCAAGACUCUUUUGUGAGUUUUUGGGUGAACUUGCUCAGCAUCUGAGUAGAUUUUUCCUGGGAAAAUGUAUAGAGGCAAUGGCACUAACACUCAAAUUCCUAUUUUUGUGGAUGAGAAUGGUUUCCAGUAUCCUGCUAGUGCACCAAAUCAACUUCCGUUAUUUGGAAGCUUUCCACUUGGAUCCAAUGCUGAUCCUGUAAAUUAUUUUGUAAAUGAGCAUCCUACGCCCCCGAUUCGGCAUAGUAAACGAGGCAGGGAAGUAGAAGGUGUUUCGAGACAGCAAAAGCUUCAAAUUUCCUUGAAUCAUAAUUUGGUUCAUGAUGACACUGGACAGGCAGCAAACCUUCCUGCCCAAAAUCCCGUAUCGACUGGUUUAAAGCUAUCAUAUGAUGAUGAUGAACCCAACUCUUCUGUCAGUUCCGCAAGUGGAAGUAUGAAUGCAUCAGCAUCAGUUAUAAUGUCUCUUGGUGAUAACAUUAAAACAGAAAUGGAGCGCCAGAAGAAAGAAUUUGAUCAAUAUCUUAAGACUCAGGAAGAAACUUGGGCUAGAGGUGUCAGAGACAUAAAACAGAGACAUAUGGCUUCUUUACUGACUGCAGUCGAGAAAAAUGUUGGCACGAAGUUGCAAGAGAAGGAUAUUGAGUUAGAGAACAUAAAUCGGAAGAACAGAGAACUAGUUGAACGGAUGAAGCUAGUUACAGCAGAGGCACAAAAUUGGUGUUACAGAGCUAAGUGUAACGAAUCUUUAGUGAUCACAUUAAGAACGAACCUUCAGCAAGCGAUGCAAUCUGCUGAACAAGGAAAAGAAGGGACCGGAGACAAUGAGCUAGAUGAUGCUGUGUCCUGCAUUGACCCGAACAAUUGGCUCAGCAUCCCUAGUGGUUCUGGUAAGUGUACAUCGACGAAGAAAGCCAUUAUCUGCAAGGUAUGCAAAUUGAAGGAGGUAUCCAUCUUAUUGAUGCCUUGUAGACACUUGUGUUUAUGUAAAGAUUGUGAAGGAUUAGUUAAUGUAUGUCCUAUCUGCCAGUUGAUGACAACUGCUAGUGUUGAGGUGUUAUUGUCUUGAAAUGUGAACAAAUUAACUCUCAAGGCAAAAGAUAUAAUCUCAUACAGCAUUGUGGAUUUACUUUCUCUAUUUACUGUACAGAAUCAGUUUCUUGAAAUUGGGGUUUAACUAUCACGGUUCUUCUUGAUUCUUAAUUAGGAUUUGGCCAUUUAUUUUCUAUUCCAGUGCUUCUUUUGUGGA
This is a messenger RNA of Lycium barbarum (goji berry), 1434 nucleotides long. Its product is annotated as E3 ubiquitin-protein ligase BOI. The coding region runs from base 253 to 1254 and encodes 333 amino acids. NCBI's taxonomy places the organism in Eukaryota, Viridiplantae, Streptophyta, Magnoliopsida, Solanales, Solanaceae. The transcript has 5 exons. Gene Ontology annotation, molecular function: ubiquitin-protein transferase activity. The record is from RefSeq and is a predicted model, not a curated record.